Messenger RNA from Aspergillus glaucus CBS 516.65, 1524 nucleotides. Its product is annotated as putative MFS transporter. Gene Ontology annotation, molecular function: transmembrane transporter activity. Gene Ontology annotation, cellular component: membrane. The coding region runs from base 1 to 1524 and encodes 507 amino acids. Gene Ontology annotation, biological process: transmembrane transport. The record is from RefSeq and is a predicted model, not a curated record. Lineage: Eukaryota; Fungi; Ascomycota; Eurotiomycetes; Eurotiales; Aspergillaceae. The transcript has 6 exons.
AUGAUUCAGGUGAACGACAUUGCAAGUGCUAACAGCCCUGCAAAUGGUAGCUCUGAGAAAGAUGCAGCGUUGGCUUUGGUCAGCGAUGUGGCGCAGGAGAUCGACCCUCUUGUAGAAAGAAGGGUGCUGCGAAAAAUUGAUAUGUUUUUCAUGCCUGCUAUGUUGAUAGGUUAUGGCAUGGUAUACUAUGACAAGGCCAUUUUAGGCAGUAGCUCACUCUUCGGCAUGACAACUGACUUGGUGUUGGAAGUAGUCGACCAUUCCACUUCUCCUCCGUCGACUGACACUUCACGGCUCAGCUGGGCAACGUCCAUCUUCUACUUUGGAAUGCUGGCUGGUCUCUAUCCAAUGACCUUCGUAUUCCAGAGGUUCAGCACUCGUUAUGUCCUAGGGCCUGUAGUCCUCCUCUGGGCCAUUGUCUGUGCGGCCACGGCCGGCGUGACAUCAUGGCGCGGAUUGUUUGUGCAGCGCUUCUUUCUUGGAUUCAUCGAAAGCGUUAUCCCAACUGGGUUCAUGACCAUCGUCAGUGGCUACUACACGCAGGAAGAGCAGGCUCUCCGACAGGCAUGGUGGUUCUCCGGCACCGGCUGGUUCACGAUCAUCGGUGGAGCACUCAACUACGGCUUCGGACAAAUUACUUCGGGCUCUUUGACAAGAUGGCAGUAUAUUUACAUUCUUGCGGGUGCUUUGACAUUUCUGUUUGGUCUUUGGUGCUGCAUGAUGCCUAACUCCCCAGUAUCCGCUUGGUUCUUGACUCCGGAAGAACGAAUGGUGGCAGUGGAGCGACUGCGGAAAGGCCAGACCGGUGUCCGAUGCCAAACGAUCAAGCUCGACCAAAUCAAAGAAUCCCUGUUGGACUUUAAGAUCUACCUGGUAGCCAUCAUGAUGGCGGCGGCGUAUACCAUUAACGGUGCCAUCUCUGGCUUUGGCCCUUUGAUUGUUUCUACCUUUGGCUACAACACACUUGAUUCUAUCCUAUUCCAAUUCCCCGUCGGAGGCGUUUGUGUCAUCUUCAUUCCGCUGUGUGGAUACAUCCCCACUCGCAUCCCCAAUACUCGGAUCCCAAUGCUUAUUGCCUGCUGCCUUCCUGUGAUAGCUGGCUGUGCGAUGAUCUGGAAGUCGGAGUGGGGAUAUCACCCAGCUACGCCGGUCGCGGGCUAUGCGCUCACUGGCUUCUUUGGCCCGGUGGUCAGCCUUAUCAUUACCAUUGGCGCCAGCAAUGUGGCUGGUGCCACCAAGAAAACUGUCAUGGCAGCCACAGUCUUCGUAGCUUAUUCCGUGGGAAACAUUAUCGGACCGCAGUUGGUCAACAGCGGGACCAAAGAUCAGCAUUACCCAGAGCUGUGGAAGGGCUUGAUUAUCUGCUAUUGUAUCGCCAUUGCCGCUGCCACCGUGCUUUAUGUGGUGCUGUGGAGGGAAAACCGAGCUCGGGACAUGUUGGACCUGGACGAUGUGCAGCGAGACAAGAUAGCCUUUGACGACCUAACUGACAAGCAGAACCCCUUCUUUCGAUACGCGUUAUAA